This is a messenger RNA of Malurus melanocephalus (red-backed fairy wren), 2723 nucleotides long. Its product is annotated as liprin-beta-2-like. The annotation marks the transcript as partial. Lineage: Eukaryota; Metazoa; Chordata; Aves; Passeriformes; Maluridae. The record is from RefSeq and is a predicted model, not a curated record. Gene Ontology annotation, biological process: neuromuscular junction development. The transcript has 23 exons. Gene Ontology annotation, cellular component: presynaptic active zone. Gene Ontology annotation, molecular function: protein binding.
GAGCUGCUGAGUCGCACAUCRCUGGAGACUCAGAAAUUGGAUCUGAUGGCUGAAGUUUCAGACCUGAAGAUUAAGCUGGUUGGUAUGGAAAAGGAGCAGAGUGAAUAUGAAGAGAAACAGAACAAAGCUGAGUCAGUAGUGAACCUGAUCAGUGACCUGCAGGAGCAGAUGUGYAGACUGCAGCUGGAAAUUAAUAGUAGAAUCCAAGAAAGAAAGUCUCAAGAUAGGAAACCAGACUUGGCACCUAAUGGUCCUCAMUCUGGUGCGAGAUCAGUAGAGACUCUGGGCCAGAAGAAUUGUUCUCAGUGUGAUGGUUUGCUGCAGGAACUCAGACACCUCAAAAUUAAAGUGGAAGAACUGGAAAACGAAAGAAAUCAAUAYGAGUGGAAAUUGAAAGCUACUAAGGCUGAGAUUGCCCAGCUCCAGGAGCAGUUGGCUCUCAAAGAUGCAGAGAUUGARCGUUUGCAAAGUCAGCUCUCCAGGACCUCAUCCUACACUGAAGUGGCAGAAAGAGACCAAGAAGUUCAACGGUUGAAGAUAGGAAUGGAGACACUAUUGGCUGCAAAUGAAGAAAAGGACCGUCGGAUAGAGGAGCUGACGCUGUUGCUGAGCCAGUACAGGAGGGUCAAGGACAACCUGAUUGCAACUCAUGGCUCUUCUGUCUCUGGUGGCAGUGAAGAGGAACUCGAGGCAUCCUUGAGGAAGUGGAAUCUUUUGAAUAAUUCUCAAGGAGAAUUACUGAAAACAGAGGUCCCUGCAGGAGAUUUGUCACCAGCUCUGCUCCCUCCAGUGCCACACAAAGCCAUGGAAAUUAGUGGCAGCAUUCCCGUAUCUUCAAGUAAUUUAACCUCAGCACAAGAAGACUCUUUGGAAAUCACAAAUAGGGUUCCACAGAAAAAAAAGUCAAGCAGUUUAGAAGACUUGCAGAGUGAAUCCUUGGAAAAGUAUGUAGAUGGAAAACCAGCACAGCCUGUUGUAGAACAAGAGAGUAAGCCAGUUGUGAAAAGCAGCAAGUACCAAACGUUGCCAGGAAAGCUGCCCCGAGCUCUGCAGAACGGAGAGCAGGGRAUGUACAACAGCCCAGAGAGAUGUGACAACGAGAACAACGCUGUGCCAGGCUUCAGAGAAACAGAGAACAUGGAUGGAACAGUGGUCUCAGAUGAACUUUCACCCCUUUCUUCGGGAACAGAUUCAGGUCCACAAUCUCCAUGGUCUCCAGAAAACAGAAAGAGCCCAAAAGGGAUCAAGAAAAUCUGGGGAAAAAUCCGCAGAACUCAGUCAGGGAACUUCCCUGCAGACGACCUGGGGCUGGCAGAGUUUCGGAGAGGAGGGCUCCGGGCCACCGCCGGACCCCGCUUAUCGCGCUCCAAGGACAGCAAAGGGCACAAGAGUGACCACAAUGCUCCAUUUGCUCAGUGGAGCACUGAGAGGGUUUGUAACUGGCUGGAGGAUUUUGGCCUGGGCCAGUACGUGAUUUUUGCCCGGCAGUGGGUGACGUCAGGCCACACGCUGUUAACUGCCACACCUCAGGACAUGGAAAAGGAAAUGGGAAUAAAGCAACCACUGCACAGGAAGAAAUUGGUUUUGGCCAUUAAAGCAAUAAAUGCAAAACAAGAUGAGAAGUCUGCACAGCUUGACCAUAUCUGGGUGACACGAUGGCUCGAUGACAUUGGCUUACCUCAGUACAAAGACCAGUUUCAUGAAUCCAGAGUGGAUGGGAGGAUGCUGCAGUACUUAACUGUGAAUGAYCUUCUCUUCCUGAAAGUCACCAGUCAGCUGCAUCACCUGAGUAUUAAAUGUGCCAUUCAUGUGCUGCAUGUCAACAGCUUCAACCCCCACUGUCUACGCAGGAGACCAGUUGAGGAGAACAAUGUCUCACCUUCUGACGUMGUGCAGUGGUCCAACCACAGAGUGAUGGAAUGGCUCAGAUCUGUGGAUCUGGCAGAAUAUGCACCCAACCUUCGAGGCAGCGGAGUGCACGGGGGCCUGAUUAUUCUGGAACCUCGCUUCAAUGGUGACACGCUGGCCAUGCUCCUGAACAUCCCACCUCAAAARACCCUCCUGCGCCGCCACCUCACCACCAAUUUUAACGUCUUAAUUGGGCCAGAGGCACAGCAGGAAAAAAGAGAAAUCAUGGAGUCAGCAGCAUACACACCUCUGACCACCACUGCCAAAGUUCGGCCAAAGAAACUUGGAUUUUCACAUUUUGGAAACUUAAGAAAAAAGAAGUUUGAUGAAUCAACAGACUACAUUUGUCCUAUGGAUACAAACCCAGUUGCUACGAAUGGUACUUCRAAAAACUAUGGUGGCCACAAAGGACUGAGUCCUUUCAGUGACAGGGAACUGGAUCAGAUGGAGCACUCAGAAGGCACAGUAAUGCAAAUAGGGGCUCUUUCCCAAGGCAUAACUCACCUCACGAGACUGCUAAGCCAGGACGAAAUGCUGAAUGACAGCAGGUUUUUAACACCUACCUUUGAAGACUGGAGAUGAUGCUUCAGCAUGACCAAAACACUGCUGGUACCUCAUGCCUGUCAGGAGUUUCCAGAGCAGCUGGAUGCYACAGUGCAGGAAAGCUUGAACUCUCUCCUGCUACUGAGAUUUCCUGAGUAGCAUUUCCUAUUGUCAGUGUAGCCACACAUYACAGGUAACUCUCCUCUGUGCUGUUUUUCCACAUGAUGUCACAUGAAACAGGGGUUGGGAGAGGAGUGGGACUCGUCCAGAGU